GUCAUUUUUUGAGUUUUCCGUCAUUCAGUAUAAAACUAUUAAACAGGCAACAUCUAAUAAACAACGAGAUGAGAAAGGUAAAGACUAAGGACUCUCUAAAAUACAAAUUCUUGCCGGUCGCAAAUGGCUUAUUAAGGUUUUUGGUUCGAGCAACCAAUGAUGCCCAACUAAUAUUGACAAAGCAGAAUGAUGAAGGCGAUCCCAAGUAUAGGAUGGUCAUUGGUGGAAUCCUCAAUACAAGGUCUUUCAUAUAUCACAACCAACAGGAAUCCCCAGUUUACAGUGUUUCCACACCGAGCAUUUUAAAUGGCAACGAGUAUCGUGAAUUCUGGAUUAUUUGGACCCAAUUUUUCAUUGCCAUUGGUCAAAAGGGUAGUUGCUAUCCUUUUAUGUCCUUUAGGGAUACAAAUCUCUUUGAGGUUAACUAUAUAGGCAUACGCACUUGUAAUGGGGCAAACGGAAUUUGGAAAUUCGAAGAAAAUCCCGGCACCAUAUGUUCUCUGGGCUUUGCAAGUGAUUUGCGAUUAAAUUCAGAAUCAAAUUUCGUGUGCAAUGCACCGCGUGGCCUUCAAGUCUAUGAAACUGAUGGAUUGGUUACAGUUUCCACCGACUCAGGACGUUAUAAAUUUUAUCCUAUUUCCGAUGGGAUAUUCUCAUUUAAAAUUCGUUCAACUCAUGAUGUUCGAUUGGCACUCACCCCCGAGCCAAAGAUAAAUUAUCACAUGUAUGAAAUUUUUAUUGAAGCAUACGCUAAUAACAGAUCAACAAUUCGUCAAAAUAAUGAUGAUGUUGUGAUUGCUUUUACCCGUGGUAUUUUGAGUGAAGAAGAAUUCCAUGAAUUUUGGAUUCGCUGGGAUGAUAGCACCAUUGCUGUGGGAUGUGGCGGGGAAAGUCCAGCUUUUAUGAUUUAUGCUGACCAAAAUCUAUUUCCCAUCAAAUUUGUUGGCUUAAGAUCGGAAAACGAGGCGGAAUGGAGAAUUCCUGCUAAUCCUUUUGCUAGUGGAACGGAUAUUCCCAUGGAUGAUAUAUCGCAACUUAAUUUGGCAGCUGGUUCAGAAGGAUCUUCAAACAUUCAAGCUGCUGCUGCAGCAACAUCUAUGCCGGAUCCAACUGGUUCUGAAUAUUCAUCAGGUAAUCAAGCAAUCGUUUCUGUUGCCAACCCUGUUGCCCCGGGACAAAGCGGCUCUGCAGAAUCUUCAUCUUUGCUUUGUUCUGCUGGCUCCCAACAUGCCGCAUCUCCAAAUGCUUCCACUUCUGCCAACAGCAACGAUCCUGCUGCUGAAAGACCAGGUACCUCGACUACCGUAUCUGCAGCUGCAAAAUCGAUUGAAAUAAAUCCUUCGGGAUCUUCAAACAUUCAAGCUUCUGCUGCAGCAACAUCUAUGCCGGAUCCAGCUGGUUCUGAAUAUUCAUCAGGUAAUCAAGCAAUCGUUUCUGUUGCCAACCCUGUUGCCCCGGGACAAAGCGGCUCUGCAGAAUCUUCGUCUUUGCCUUGUUCUGCUGGCUCCCAAAAUGCCGCAUCUCCAAAUGCUUCCACUUCUGGCAAUAUCAACAAUUCUGCUGCUGAAAGACCACCACGACCACCACCGAAUGAUCCCAACCCACAAGUUGAACGAAAUAUUUGGGUUCCUGCAAGCCACGGAGAAGUGCCUCCCAAUGCUACUGUUGGCGGCUAUGAUAAUCGCGAAAGUCUAUAUAUUGCUCGUGCCCGCCAUAACAAUGAGCUUAUUCCGGGCAAAUUACAACCAUCACGUGGUUGCUGUUUAAUUUCGAGGUGUCUAUUGGAGCAUCGCCGCCGUCACUAUGAAGUGUUGUGCAACAGCGAUGGUCACUGGGAAACCUGGAGAGGUGUUGUCCCCCCAAAUGCUAUUCCAGGAGGUUAUGGGACAUUCGGUGAGACAUUGUACAUCGGCCGUGCAGCUCAUUUGGGUACUCUCACACCUGGAAAAAUUCUUAAUGGCGUAUGUUUUAUUCCAUUUUUUUUGUGCGAAGUUCCGUAUUUUGUUUUUGAGAUUUUUGUUUCUUAGAGCAUCAGAAAAAAAUUAUUGUAUUUCAUGCAUGAGCGCAUAGUAUCACAACAGUUUUAUCCAUAUUUAAAAAAGACAAGCCAUG
Molecule: messenger RNA, 2112 nt
Organism: Stomoxys calcitrans (stable fly)
Lineage: Eukaryota; Metazoa; Arthropoda; Insecta; Diptera; Muscidae
Exons: 6
Coding region: 69-2027 (652 amino acids)
Source: RefSeq, a predicted model, not a curated record